AUGUUUUGCCUGUGCCUGCCUCUAUGUGCUCAGUCCCAGCAAAGAUAUGGAUCAGCGGCAGUCGCGGGAAACGGUCCCACACCAGCAGCAGCGCCUGCGCCUUCCGCUUGGGGCGCAGGCCCUGCGCGCACAGGUGCGCCUACCCCCGCCGCUUCCACCACCCAGCAGCGGCAGCAACAGCAACCAGCGGUGCAGUUGUCGUCUGGCCCGGGGAUUCCAGGGUUCGAAUCCGCGCCUCCGCCUGCGGAUUCCGCCUUCCCCGGUCUCUCCUGUUCCACGUCCGCGGGCGGAGCAGCAGUUCGGCCUGGGGCUCCGGGCGUAGCUGCGUCGGGCGCAGGCGCGCCUGCGCCAGUAGCAGGGUCUGGGGGAGCGCCUGGCGCAGGACCCGCGGGUGUGCCUGCGCCGAGACUAUCGUUUGCCGCUGCCGCAGCGGCUGGGGGGAUGUCGUACGCGCAAAGAGCAGCGCAGGCGCUGAAUCGCGCGGCUGCACCGCCCGCCCAGGCGCAACAGGCGCAGGCGGAGCAAGCGCGGGUGGGCGGAAGCGGGGCGCAGCAAGCGGCAGGUCAAGCAGGGGAAGCCGCCUCACAGGGGAAGGCGGACGCUGCUAAGCCGCCGCAGGGCACGGAAACAGCAGCACAGGCGGGUAGUGCAUCUCAAGCAGCUGUGCAGAAGCAGCCGGAUCAAACACGCACCCAGCAACUUCAGCAGCAGCCGUGGCAGGGUCAGAAGCCUCAACCAGGCCAAUCCGUCGCGCCUGUUCCCCAAACCUCCACCGCAGGCUCGGCAGCAGCGCCGGCGGGGUCCCUCACAGGGUUCUUGUCAGCUGCGCGCGCGGGGCUAGGGGAGGGCGCAGGCACAGGCGCAGGCGCAGCUGGUGGGGUGGGGAUGGACGGGGGUCAGGGGGCAGCGGGCGGGGCAAAGGGUGGCGCAAAGGGUGGGGCGAAACCACCUGCGAAGGCUCCUGGUCCUGCUGCGGCUGUAGCAGGGCCUCCUGCUCUCCCCCCCGGCGUAUCGCCUGUAGCUCUGCAGUUCGGCACGUUCAACCCUAACUUCAUGGGCGCUAGUGGCCCCGUCAUUCUACAACCGGGUCAGCUACAACCGGGCCAGCUACAGCCUCAGCUACAGGGUCCGCUACAGCAGGGCCCACUACAGCAGGGCCCUCUGCAGCCAGGCUCGAUACAGGCUCAGUUACAGAACCAGCUACAGCAGCUGCCGCCUCACCUGCAGCAUGCUGCCAUAGCGCUACAGCAACAGGGCCACGGCCUUCCCCCGCAUUUGCAGCAUCCUGGAUUACACCAGCCGGCCAAGCCCGGCUCAGGAGCAGCAGGAGCAGGAGCAGGAGCAGCGGGAACAGGAACAGGAGCAGCAGGAGGAGCAGGAGGAGGGGCGAAGGGAGGGACGGGCGCAAGGGCAGGGGCAGCAGGAGGGGCAGGGGAGGGCGCAGGUGCGGGGGCAGGGGGAGCAGCAGGAGGGGCAGCAGGAGGGGCAGCAGGGGCAGCAGGGAGAGGUACAUCAAGCGCUACCACCUCCCCUGCUCCUCAUGGGCUUACCUCAACCCCUCCUGGUCUGACCUUCGAAAUCCCAGCCCAACCACCCACCCCAGGUUCCGCCCCCACUACUCCCCACGGCGGACUAGUCUCCCCCGCUGCUGCUGGGGUGGCAGCAGCAGGGGUGGCGGGCCGAGGGAUGCCUAUUGGGGUGGCGGCAGCAGCAGCAGGCGCGCGCCCCCCCAUGGGGUUCCCGCAGCCUCAGCACAUGCUUCCAUCCAUGUACUAUCCGGGCAUGCCUGGUGUGGGGGGAGUGGCAGGUAUGCCUGGGGUACCCGGGGUGGCUGGUGUUCCCCCCGGUGCCUUCCCCCAGCCGCGCUUCUUCCCCCCACAGCAGCCUGGGCCUAUCCCAGCAGGAGGGGGGAUGGUCGGGGGGCCAGGAGGGGGAAUGGGCGGGCCAGGGGCAGGCGGGCAGGGGAGAUUUACCCCCUCGUAUCCACAGCAGGCAGGGCAUGGCGGGGGGUUGAGGCCGCAUAUGGGACAUGUUUUGCCACACCAGCAGUUGCCUGGGGGUGGGCCGGCUGGUAUGGUGCACUAUGCUACUGGUGCCGUACCUGGCGCCGUGCCUGGUGCUUCAGGUUCGGGAGCGGGUGGUCCGGGCGCUGGCGGGACUGGUUCGGGGGCAGGAGAGGAAAUGUCCAUGCCUGGGAUGGAUGGUAUGGGGAGCAUGCCUGUGUCGUCGCCGGUCGGUCCGGGGCCAGGUAUGGCGAUCCCGAACCUGCCUAUGAUGUCUCCUGUAGGCUCGGGAGGGCCGGGUGUUGGGGGGUAUUUGAUGGGCGCGGGUACAGGGUUUGUGAUUCCAGGGCAUGGGCGGGGAGUUGGCAGAGGAGGGGGAAUGGGAGGAAUGGGGGGAGGGGGAAUGGCAGGGGGAAUGCACGGGAGGGGGUCAGGGGGGGGAGCAGGGGGUGCAGGGGGGGCAGGGGGGACAGGACAUGGGGCAGGUAGGGGAAGCGGGGUAAGUGCACAGGUCAUGUCUUCGAAUCGUAUCGUCGUGUCUACAGCUGGACUUGUUCCCAGCGUGCCAUCGCCAGGUUCGGGAACGCGAGACAGGCCCGGGGCAGGUCCGGAUGGGCUGAAGAGGUCCGAGAGUGGCAAGGCGGCAGGGCCAGUCGUUCGGAGCCCAUCUGGUGGUGCUGGUACAGGGCAGCAGGGGAAGGAGGAGAAGGGAGGGAAGGAAGGGGAGGAGAGCGUGGGAGAGACAGUGGUGGAAAAGAAAGAGGAGGGUGAGAAGGGCGAGGAGAAGCGGGAGAAGGGGAGCGAAGAGGCUGCGAAGGAGAGUGCAGGAGAGGAGGAGAAGCGGAAGGGAGAGGAAGCAACUGCAAAUGGGGAAGGGGGCGUAGCAGGAAAGAAGGGGGCUGAGACGGAGGCGGGGGGUGAGGUGGUUAAGGAGGGGGAUAAGCAGGAGAGGGAAGGCGAGGCGGUUAAGAAGGGGAAGGAGGAGGAGGGGGAGGAAGUGGAGGGGAAGGUGAAAGAGAAGAAGGGGGAGGAAAGUGCUGAGAUUGCUCCUGCCAAGGCAGAAGAGAGCAAUCAGGUGGACGAGACGAAGGAGUACUCUCGAGACUUCCUCCUCACGCUUAGAGACUCCCACAGGGACCUCCCAGGCGACAUGGAUUUCCGUUCCUUCCUGCGCGAGUGUAAUGCUGUGCUAAAACCGCCUGCCGCACAAAGAAUUCAGCAGAUGGCGGCUCAGGGGUUCAAUCGCCCUAUGGACGCCCUGGCAGGUGGACCUGGGGGAGGCUUUACCCGGCCAGGUAUGGACGAGGACCGGUGGGCCAGAGGCCCGGGUAUGGUUCCGAGAGGUCCGGGCGGAGGUAUGGACGGAGGGGUGCUGGGCGCGCCUGGAGGUCCGGGGUUCAGAGGAGUGGAUGCGGAUAGAUGGCAGAGAAACCCGAUGCAGAACCGUCCUGCUGCCCCUGCGGGACCCCCGCUGCCUGCGAUUCACAAGACGGAGAAUCGGUACAAGGCAGGGAUGGUCUCAGAUGAGGAGGAGAAGAAGCAGAGGUUGGUCAAGGGGAUUCUGAACAAGCUGACUCCCCAGAAUUUCGACAAGUUGUUCAAUCAGGUGAAGGAGGUGCAGAUUGACUCGCCUGAGACGCUCACGGGGGUCAUUGGGCAGAUUUUCGAUAAGGCAUUGCUAGAGCCGACGUUUUGUGAGCUGUAUGCUAAGUUCUGCCAGGCGCUGGCUGUGGAACUGCCUCAGUUCGGGGAGGGGGAUGACCGGGUGACGUUUAAGCGCACGCUUUUAAAUAAGUGCCAGGAGGAGUUUGAGCGCGGGGACCAGGAGCAGCUAGAUGCAGAGAAGGAGGAGGAGGAGGUGGAGGUGGAGGAGGAGGAGGAAGGGGAGGGAAAGAAAGGGGAAGGGGAGGGGAAAGAUGGGGCGGACGGGAAGGGGGAAACGGAGGGGAAGAAGGAAGGGGAGGAAGGAAAGAAGGAAGGAGAGGAAGGGAAGGAAGGGAAGAAGGAAGGGGUGAAGGGAGGCAAGGUGAUGGUGAAGAAGAUGGUAAAGUUGACGGAGGCGGAGAGGCAGAGCAGGAGGCAGAAGGCUCGGAGGCGCAUGCUGGGGAAUAUCCGCUUUAUAGGAGAGCUCUAUAAGAUGAGCAUGCUCACAGAGCGCAUCAUGCACGGGUGCAUUCAGAAGCUUCUUGGAAACACUGAGGAUCCAGACGAGGAGGACAUAGAAGCUCUCUGCAAGCUGCUGGCGACCAUCGGCCAUAUCAUCGACCACGAGAAGGCCCAAAGCCACAUCGACGCAUACAUGGCCCGUAUCGCCCACCUCUCCACCUCCCCGAAGCUCUCCUCGCGCAUUCGCUUCGCCCUGCAAGACAUUCUGGAGCUCCGGGAGAACAAGUGGCAGGCCCGGAGGAAGGUCGAGGGGCCAAAGAAGAUCGACCAGGUGCAUAGGGAUGCGCGGGACGAACGGUCCAAUGCCGUCGCGACAGCUGGCAGGCAGAUAUUGGAGCGCGGGGGUGGGGGGAGUAGGGGCCCGGGCGGCGGCAUGGGGAGUGGGCGGCGGCCGGAUUUUGGCAUGGAGCCGCCCGGGCGGCCGGGUUUGGCUGGGUCUGGGUCGAUGAGGGGCGGGUCGGGGCUGAUUGGGGGGCAAGGGGGGCCGGGGGGAGGGAUGUAUGGGCGGGGGCCAGGGUAUGGACACCCAGGGGGGAUGGGGGGAAGAGGGGGAGGCCCUGGCGGGUAUGAGGGGAGGGGGGGGAUGGAGGAUAUGGGUCGGCCCAUGCCUCUCCCCCAGAGGAACAUGGAGGAGGGGGAGUUGAAGCUGGGGCCGCAUGGGGGCCUGGGGAGACCUGUGGGCGGAGGGCCAGGGGGAGGCAUGGGCGGGGGGAUGAGGGGGGGACCUGGGGGGCGCGGGGGACCUGAAGUUCCCCCAGGCGCCAUGCCUCCUGAGAUGCGCAGGUUCGGGCCGAGCCAGAGCGAGAGGUUUGGGCCAAGGUUGGGUGAUAGAGACGCGCCCAUGAGGCAAGGCCCUGGCGGUUAUGGGGAGAGAGGAGGGGAGAGAGAAGGGGGGCGGGGAUUAGUAGGCCCUGGGUCAAGGAGUAUGAUGAUGGGGAGAGGAGGGCCUGAGGGGAGAGGUGCACGUGACUUCAAGGAGGUGUGCCUGUGUAUCGAGGAGCUGCAGUCAGCGCAGCAUCACGGGGCGAUAGUGGCGGGGUGGGUGGCAGCAGGGCUGGAUAAGAAGGAGGCGCAGAGGCAGCAGGUGGAAGACCUGGUGGUGCGCCUUUGCUGCGAGCCCAAGCCCGCACUCUUCACGAGCGAACAGAUUCAACAAGGUCUGGUGAGAGUCUUCCAGGAGCUCGAAGAUUGGUCAGUUGAUGCCCCCAAGGCCCCACAGCACGUGGGCCGCCUGAUUGGCCGGCUCGUGGCAGCUGGCGCCGUCCCAUUGGGCGACGUGGCCCGGCUGGUGAAAUCAGGCGGUGCAGAGGAGGGGAGUCUGGUGGAGAUGGGUGAGGGGAUGAAGGUGAUGGCAGCGGUGGUGGGCGCAGUGAGGGGGGAGAAGGGGGAGAAGGAGGUGGGGGAGAUGGUGCGGGCGGCGGGGAUUGAAGGGCCUGAGGAGUUUAUGGAGGAGAGGGCGAGAGGGAGGAAGGAGAAGGUUGAGGAGGCGCAGAAGGCGCUGGGGCUGGCAGGUGCUACUGAUCCGCUGCAAGCAGUGGCAGAGCACCUGAAAGACGCUUUUGCCAAGGGAGAAUCAGCAGAGGCUGUGCUUAAAUGGCUUCAGGCCAACACUCCGCCUGACACCCCAGCGCAGCCUGCUUUCCUGCGCCUGCUCAUGCACUCGCUGCUGCAGCAGUGCAUUGGCGCGAGCAGACAAGACUUCAAGAAGCUACUGGCAGGGCCAGUGAAGAAGUAUGCCAAGGUCUUUCAGGAGUACGCAGCAAAGAAGCAAAAACCCAACCAGGUUCAAUAUCUUUUCGGAGCUCAAGAAUUUGCAGAGUCGUGUGGGCACCCACAGGGUCUGCUAGACGCGGUCUUUAGAACACUCUACGACCUCGAUGUGGUGGAGGAGCUGAUGUUGUUUAGGUGGCAAGACGACAACAAGGACCCAACACCUGGCAAGCAAAAGGCAUAUUUGGACGUGCGCCAUUUUCUUAAUUGGCUAAGCACGGCACAGGAGGAGGGCACAGAGGAAAACGGUGGGGAUGAAAAUGCUUGA
Molecule: messenger RNA, 6207 nt
Organism: Closterium sp. Yama58-4
Lineage: Eukaryota; Viridiplantae; Streptophyta; Zygnematophyceae; Desmidiales; Closteriaceae
Source: the annotation of a GenBank genome assembly